GCACAGUAAAUCUUGAUGUGGACGUGGACAUGAGAACAAUGCGCUGGCAGGCAAGAUUCAUUGGCAGAGUGAUAUAUCAGAUUGACGAACAGUCAAGUAUGCCUUCGGCGCUCCAGCAGUCACCACCGUCCUUUCCUUGUCUAUGAAAACACAUGAUGUGAUGCCGAUCUAGGCGUCCCUCGCGGGCGCACUUAACGUCUCCAGACUUUCUUUGCGUCACCCGGCUUAUGGCGUCUGAUCGAUCCGGCACUUCACAUAACUCUCAGUUAGGGUUAUUGGAAAGAAGAUGGGGUACACAUAUGACUUACAGUGACUUGUUAUCAGGCUUUUCACGCGGGACAGGAAUGGCUGGACGACCUUUCCUUUUCUUCGUCGACUUGAUAGACAUUGCCAUGGGCAUGGCUAAAGGUCGACGCGCAGUUUUGUUCUCUGGUAUUUUUGUCUGUGCCUUCUUCUUAGACGAGAAAGUGUCCUUGUCGAACAUCCUCUCUCUUUGCGAUGCAGCCGGGGAUGGUGAGCGGACGCGGACGCUUCUGGUCUUGGUCUUCUUGAUGGACCUGGCCUCGGGGUAAUGAACGGACUUGGACUUAAGGGCAAUAAGCGAGAGAAACCAUACGACAGGUAUUAGUCAGUGGUACGACAUGUGUAUAUAG
Messenger RNA from Aureobasidium subglaciale EXF-2481, 653 nucleotides. RefSeq lists its product as uncharacterized. NCBI's taxonomy places the organism in Eukaryota, Fungi, Ascomycota, Dothideomycetes, Dothideales, Saccotheciaceae. The record is from RefSeq and is a predicted model, not a curated record. The transcript has a single exon. The coding region runs from base 228 to 572 and encodes 114 amino acids.